Messenger RNA from Patiria miniata (bat star), 603 nucleotides. RefSeq lists its product as uncharacterized. Bases 169 to 603 code for a protein of 144 amino acids. The transcript has 4 exons. Lineage: Eukaryota; Metazoa; Echinodermata; Asteroidea; Valvatida; Asterinidae. The record is from RefSeq and is a predicted model, not a curated record.
GACCUACGUGACGAAAAUAGCAGUGACGAAUCGUAGGAUUAAAAGCAACUUGCUGGGUGUAUUGGCCUACCAUAAACCAGACUGCAGCGCACCGGACAAGGAGUGCUACGUCUAUGCUCUUUAUGGUUGGAUUUUUGUCUUGAGAUCACUGAACUUGAGGCUGACAUAAUGGCAACAGGUUACACACGGUUUGAGAAUGAUGCCACGCCCCAUCCCAUUGCUGGGCUCCCAGCGGGGCAAGUUUAUGCUCCGCCCCCACCACCUAACUUCGGCGGACCUCUAGGUGGCACACCGACCAGUUACUCUCAGCCUCAGCAAUUUUACGCGAAUGUGGCGCCCUGUGUAGUAAAUGUUCGCAGCCCUGUCGACACCACAAAUCCUUACGCAGAGGUAGCUGGAACUGCACUGGGUUGUUGCCUUCCAGCCCCGUUUGGAACGCUUUUAAGCCUGACCAUGUCGUCUCAGACGAGCACACGUGAGCAUGGUGGAGGCAACGACGGUGCACGGCGUACCUCGAAAACUAUUCCGAUUGUUGUGUGUGUCUUAGUAACGGUCGUUAUCUCUGUGGUCAUUGUAGUAAUCUAUAUGAUGGGUAAUAAGUAA